Dendroctonus ponderosae (mountain pine beetle) is the source of this 2657-nucleotide messenger RNA. RefSeq lists its product as uncharacterized. Bases 345 to 2501 code for a protein of 718 amino acids. NCBI's taxonomy places the organism in Eukaryota, Metazoa, Arthropoda, Insecta, Coleoptera, Curculionidae. The transcript is spliced from 10 exons. The record is from RefSeq and is a predicted model, not a curated record.
CUCCUAUGAUUCUAUUGGCGGUACCUGCACCUAAACCGACAAUAGGUAAAGGUACCCUCUGUAUUUUCAACAAGGACAAUAUUAUUUACGUAAUACAGAUAGUCGAUUGUGUCAAUCAUGCAGUGCAAUUUUUUUACUCAUGGUGGUACUGCGUUUUCAAUAUUGUUUCGUCAAAUUACACGCGAGUGGUACCUAAUUGUUUCAGACUAUUUUCAUUUUCGACUGCGACUUCUUCGAGACGUCGAUGUUCUUAUAAGCAAACCUCUGAUCCGCAAAUUUUAAGCAAAUAUCAAUAAAUAAUCAUUGUUAUAAAAAGUCGAAUAAAAUAAUGUGCAAGUGCAAUAAUGUUUCGAGUUUUGUGGGCAAUUCUUCUAAUUAAAGCAAACGCCGCAUUUGCUGCUCGCCUGCUGAAUUGCCCAAAAUCGAACAUAAAAUUCGAAAAAAUCAUCGGCCUUCCCCCAAUCAACUUGAAUCGAGAACAGCUCUUAGUCCCUCUGAAUCAAAACGAAACUGAUGCCGCCGUUACUAUUCAAUGUCUGCAAAAUUGCCAGAAAAACGAAAAAUGUCAAAGCUUUGUACUCUUUUACGACACUUCUGAUUGCUACUGGUUUGAGAACGACCAAACAUUUAUCAGGAAUGAGUCUGGAAUGGAAGUUGAUAAUGCAGCAGCAUGGUUUGUUAAAGUCUGUCUGCAAGAAGAAAGAGGUUGUAACAAAUCGUGGGUGUUUGAAACAGUCAGAGGAGCCACUUUGAUAGGCAAUGACACUAAAGCUCUGCCCAGAAACAUGUCCAGAUCGGAAUGCCAGCAAAACUGCUUGGAUGAAACCGAUUUUGACUGCAGAUCCGUUAAAUUUAGAGUCAGUUCUGCUCAAAAUGAGACUGUGGGAUUAUGCACUCUGAGCAACAGUGACAGGCACUUAAUGCCCACUUCCUAUAGAGUUUCAACUUAUGAUGAUUAUUACCUGGAAAACCAGUGCACAAAAAUCCGGGAUAAUCCACCUACAGAGCAUCAAGAUAAUGAAUACUGUACCUACGAAGAAUACGGAGACGUUGCUUUCAAGCACAAGGACUUAAGGUUGCUAAAUAUGACCAAAGAUCAAUGCCAACAUCAGUGCGAGGUUUACCAAGCAUUCAAUUGCAGAGGGUUUAGCUUGGACAGUGGGAAAAAGUGCAUUUUGCACAGUGAGGACACAAAGCUCAGAGGUCCAAGAAUCCUCGUUUCCAAACAAGGAGCGACUUAUUACGAAAAAGCUCGAUGCCUUAAUAUUACUGUUUCAUGCACUGAAAGCUACAUGACCAUUCGCUAUCAACCCGAAACAAAUUUUCACGGAAAAUUAUACAUGCACGGAAAUUCCGAAAAUAAGGAAUGUUUCGUUGUGGGCCAAGGCAAAUUCACAAUGGUUACUUUAAAAUUACAACUUCUUACCAAUGAAUGUGGCAUCGUUAAAGCUGAUAGUCCUACAAGCCGGACAUUAUUAUCAGGAACCUUAAUCAUCCAAUACAAUGCGUUCAUUCAAACUCAGUCAGACCGACUACUCAAAGUGGGCUGCAUUUUUGGAAACCAAAGUAAAGUGCUGAUUGGUACAGGAGUUACAAUUACAUCGAAUCUUCCCAACAAAGGAAGCACGCUUAUAACGACGAUAUCGAAUGAGACUGUGGCCCCUGUAGUGGAAAUGAGAGUAGUGGAUCUGAGGUCUCAAGAUGAGACUACAGACACGCAAAUCGGCCAAGAGCUGCAGCUGAUAAUUGAGCUGAAAGAAAAAACCAAUACUUAUGACUUGUGGGCAAGCCACUUAAUCGCCAUGACCGAGAAGGGCGAGGAAUCGAUUUUCCUGCUGGAUGACCGCGGAUGUCCCACAAACUUAAACAUAUUCCCUGCGUUGAGCAAAACUAUUUCCAAUGGAACAAGGCGGCUGAUCGCUACGUUCCAGGCAUUCAAAUUCGCGUCUUCUCCAGUGGUUCGGUUUAGCGUUCUUAUUCAAUUUUGCUCCAACGAAUGUUCCCCAAUAAAAUGUGACAACAACGGUGAGUCCUAUGGCCGAAGGAAGCGAGAAGUCAGGACUCAUUUAGUUGAGACAAUAAACGGGAGUAAAAUGAUUCGCAGCUUCAAUCAGUUGAAGAGGAGCUUUGAAGCCAACUCUUCAGUGAUCAACCAAAUGCCCUUGGAGUAUGUUAUGAUAGUGAGGGAUGCGAGUUUUCAACCGGAUAGGCUCAUAGUAGGAAACAAUGAUGGCAAAAUCUUAGUGGCCGGAUACAAUUUUGUGACUGACGAAGUUUGCAUGGACUAUUCUCUAGUCAUAGGACUGAUUGUGACAUGGGUUCUUGUUCAGCUCAUAUUUAUUAUCGCCUGUAUCUGUUUGGUUCGACGCUAUAAAAAGCAUUACCAGGAAGAAUUUAGCAGAGCUUCAAUGGAAGAUCUCAAUAAAAAUUUCGGGCUCGGAUUCAGCAAUUUGGAGAACCGAAGAGUGCGGUGGGCGGACAAUGGCGACAAUAUAAUGUAGACGACCAAUUGUUAACAUGCGACUAACAUGUGGACGAAUCCAAAUAUAAGAAUUUAUAAAGACUCUCACGCCCUGAAUAUGGAAUAUUUUGCAGCGAACUUUGCAUUUAAUUGUUUAGUGACUAUAUUUAUUUAAUAUAAUAGUUUUAUAUUCCAA